UUGCGCGAAUUUGGAAGAUCUGUCGAAAGAAGAACUCGGUUCUUAAAGAAGACUGAAAGAAGCUCAAGGUCCAUUUGAUGUGAUAAGAAGUGUUAUGUCAAGUCUGUGAUAAAGAGCCGUAAUCGGUGAUCACACAGAGUUUCAUUUUCACCAGGAAUGGAUGAAUCUCACCAAGAUCUAUCAAAUUCCGAGGUGCCAGAUGAGGGUGGUCCAUCUUCCCAACAUGUAGGCACAGAGACAAAUCAGAAAAACACUGCGCUUGACAAGAGAAAAGCAAGGCUGAAAAGGAAGGCUACUUCACUCAAAGAUGAGAAGAGGAAAAAGAAGAAGAAGAAGAUCCAACGAGUUCAGAGACCUAAUUACACUGUACAGCAUGGUGAGGAUAUGCUUCUGAUUAUAUCAAACGUUAGCCAGUUUGAUAGUGUUUGGAAACCUAAGCGAAAAGGUUGCAAGAAGAGAAAGGCCAAAACAAAGACCACGUCCGUGAGGAGGAAAAAAGAACCUACAAAAUCCAAAGUUGCUAAAGUCACUAAAGAGGUUUUAGGCAAUGAUGCCGAUUUGGAGGAAUCAGACACUGCUUUGAGCUUUGACUGGGGUCAGAGAAUGCCAGUGGAAGUGUUAGUUAAGAUUUUUGAACUGGUAGUGCUUCAAGAUGGUGCCAUACCAUUCCUCUGCAGGGUUGGUCGAGUUUGUCGACUGUGGAAUACCGCUGCUUCUUCACCAGCUCUUUGGCGCAGUGUGUCCAUUGGCUACUGCUGGAUUGAACCUGGUAAGAGUCAGUUACCUGGAACUGCACAGAAGAUUAAGAACACUGUAGACUGGCUAACACAGAACAGGUUCUCACUACUGAGGAAUUUCAAGCUUUGUCACUGGAAAAAGCAUGUUGACUACGUUGUUCAGGCGAUAGCAAAUGCCUGCUCAAAUCUCCAAUCCCUAGAGUUGUCAUACUGCAUGGGUGUGACAAAAGAGGCCUUUCAAAAUCUUGGAGUUGCUUGUCAGUCUCUUGAGAACAUAAAUGUGCAGCAUACAGAGUUUCAGGAUGAUGGUCUGCUAUCUUUUCUCGAGGUCUCUGGGAGUCAACUAAGAAAGAUUUCCUUUACACGCAGCUCAAAAAGUGACAAACUUCUCAAUGCUUUGUGUAGAGGUUGCUGUCCCGAUCUCAGGUUUUUGGAGAUCAAUACUAAGUUAGACAGUGGAUAUUGCCCCCUUCCUAUCUGUAUACAAGCUUUACAACUUGGAUGUCCCAAGCUACAGACUUUUAGGUUGAUGAAUAUUAACCCUGUUCCCAAAAUGAUACGGAAUACACCCAGUUCCACGCCUGGCUUCCCAAUUCUGGAGGAGUUGUGUAUAGCGUCUUCAUCUCAUUCGUUUAUGAAUGACCAGGACCUGCUCAAUAUUCUGCAUGGUUCCCCCCACCUGCGGGUACUGGACCUGCGGGGAUGCUCUCGCAUCACAGCUGCUGGUCUAUAUGCUCUGCCUUGUGAAGGUCUGGAGUGUUUAUACUGGGGGCUAUAUUUCAAUAGCAAUGCCAUGGUGGCAUCAAACAAAGGCAUCCACAUGCUGACACAGAAAUGGAGCCAUAGCCUUCGGGAGCUGGAUCUCACCAACCAGCCUUUCUCAGAGGAGGACAUGGAGAUUGCAAUGGGGAAUCUUGCUCAUGGGACUGGAGCGGAUUUGUUUCAUUCUCUGAAUCUCAGUGGGACCAAGAUCACAUCAGAUGCAGUCAGGUUACUAGUGGGUCAGUCAACAACUCUUAACUACUUGAAUCUGUCAUCUUGCCGUUACCUUCCAAGAGGACUCAAACGAGUUUAUCGUGGACAAGAAGACAUACAACAGCUUCUGGACAAGUUAAAUUAAAAGUUAGUUAAGUAACGUUAGUUUUGUUUAUUCAUGUAUUUGUAUUAUGUAUUUGUAUUACAAUGUGUAUUCAAAAGAGGCUACAUAUAACAGCUUAAGUUUGUAAAUAAAUUAUGAUUGAUCAAGAUGGUCUCUAACCUGCUCUCUGUCUAAUAUCCAAAAAUGAAUAGAUGAGAAUAUAUACAAAGCUUCAUUUGGAUAUUGAAACAGCAAUGAUAAAGUAUAUGUCAAAAUAUCAUGUAAUGGAAAUCAAAAUACAUUUAACAACUGGGUUAAAAUGGAAGGUUUAUUAGUGUAUUAAAUGAAAGCAUUGCAUUAAAAUAGAUUCCACUCUGUAGUAUUCAGUUUUGAAGAAAUUCCUUUGCAUUCAUUCCUUAAAAUGUCUUGCACUUAUAAUUACAUAAACCUCUGCAAAUGCCGUAUUUUAUAAGGAAUUAUAAAGUUUGCAAUAAAAAAGGAAACACCGACUUUA
Hemibagrus wyckioides is the source of this 2329-nucleotide messenger RNA. It is a transcript of the gene fbxl6, whose product is annotated as F-box and leucine-rich repeat protein 6. Bases 157 to 1857 code for a protein of 566 amino acids. Gene Ontology annotation, biological process: SCF-dependent proteasomal ubiquitin-dependent protein catabolic process. Lineage: Eukaryota; Metazoa; Chordata; Actinopteri; Siluriformes; Bagridae. The transcript has 10 exons. Gene Ontology annotation, molecular function: protein binding. Gene Ontology annotation, cellular component: SCF ubiquitin ligase complex. The record is from RefSeq and is a predicted model, not a curated record.